Aspergillus steynii IBT 23096 is the source of this 367-nucleotide messenger RNA. RefSeq lists its product as uncharacterized. NCBI's taxonomy places the organism in Eukaryota, Fungi, Ascomycota, Eurotiomycetes, Eurotiales, Aspergillaceae. The coding region runs from base 78 to 308 and encodes 76 amino acids. The transcript is spliced from 2 exons. The record is from RefSeq and is a predicted model, not a curated record.
CCUGCGAGCGGAAAAUACAUCGGAAGCCCUUGAAUACUCUUCUGCCUUCGCCCCCCAUCCCCAUCGGCACCAACACCAUGCCCAAAUCCUCCAAGAAAGCCCGGUCGCAGGGCCCCGUGGCCGGCGCCCGUCCUACAAAAAGUCGCAAAAUGCACACCUUUCCCAAGCUCUCGACGGCGCCAAACACCGGCGCCGCCAGCACUCAUAUCAAAAAGCAACCGGCGAAACAACCGGCGCAGCAACGGCCAAUCAUCCCGUUCGGCAAAACUGAUCGCAUUCUACUUGUCGGAGAAGGUACGUCUGGGUAGUAGAGAUUUCUCCUUCGCGCGCUCUCUGGUGCUGCAGCAUCGCUGCCGGCAUGUCUUAG